UUCCUGGAGCUGCUCAAGUAAAAGCUAGAAUGAGCCUCGACAAUACAUAAUACUAUAAUUAUAUUAAUAAUAAUAAUACCAUAAUUAUAUUACCUUAGGUGGCUGCUGUUGCCUGGGAUAUAGACACAUAUUGUACUUGUACUCUUUCAUCGACAAAAAAGCAUAAAAAAUGCUGAACUGAGAGAAUAUGAAUAUUUUUCGUAUACUUAUAACAAAUUUCAAUAAGAUUUCUAGGAAUUCUCUUAACAAUUCAAUAGCUGGAAUGUCAUCUACCCCAUCAACCAAUGGUUCAGCGUCCGGUAGUAAGAAAAUGAAACCGAACGAAGAAAUUAAUCAAGAUCACAUAAAAGACUUCUCAAAUUUCAAAUUAACGAGAAUAUUAAGUAAUAACACCAGGUCUAAAGUUUGUUUUCUGCAGGGCACAUUUAAUAACAAUGAAAAUCCUGCUAUUGUUAUUUUGGAAAAGAAACCAUUUUCAGAAGAAAGUUUGGAAGACCAAAAUAAUGGAUAUCUGACAAACAAUUGUUCCCUAACCAAGUCAUUCAUUAAUGACAUUUAUGGAAAUUACGAGUGUUUUCCUAAAACAGAUAUUAAUGGGCUAAAAGCUGUAAUAAUAUAUCCAGCAACAGAGCAGCAUAUUAAAAAAUUUGAAGAUCAAGAAAUAUAUGUUGUUAAAGAAACUCCGGAAAUUUACAAUGAUGUUGUAUUGCCACAUAUAUUAAAAGAACAAUUAAGUUUACAGUGGGUAUAUAAUAUCUUAGAUCAUGGCAAAGAAAAAGAACGAAUUUUAAUUAAAGAUGAUUGCCCUGAACUUGGUUUUGUAGCUAUUCCAGAUUUGAAAUGGGACGGAAAAGAUGUUUCUUCUUUAUAUUACUUGGCAAUUGUUAGACAGAAGAAUUUAAAAUCUAUUAGGGAUUUAAAUGAAACGCAUUUACCCAUGUUGAAAAAUGUUCGAGAUAAAGUAACGGAAGCAAUCAAAAGCAAAUAUGGUUACUCUAAAGAACAAUUGCGGAUAUUUUUCCAUUAUCAGCCUUCUUUUUAUCAUCUUCACAUACAUUUUGUGUACAUAAAAUUUGAGGCACCAGGCACGUCCUGUGAAAGAGCACAUUUAUUGGAUACUGUAAUUAAUAAUAUAGAAUUAAUGAGCAAUUAUUAUGAAAAAGCCACAUUACCUUUUAUAGCAUUGGAACGAGAAACACUUUUUAAGAUGUUAAAUGAAAGAGGAAUUUUAACGGUGGAUAGUAAAAAUUUGAACUAA
Messenger RNA from Ctenocephalides felis (cat flea), 1258 nucleotides. RefSeq names its product m7GpppX diphosphatase (gene Dcps). Gene Ontology annotation, molecular function: hydrolase activity; RNA 7-methylguanosine cap binding. NCBI's taxonomy places the organism in Eukaryota, Metazoa, Arthropoda, Insecta, Siphonaptera, Pulicidae. Gene Ontology annotation, cellular component: nucleus; P-body. Bases 188 to 1258 code for a protein of 356 amino acids. Gene Ontology annotation, biological process: deadenylation-dependent decapping of nuclear-transcribed mRNA. The record is from RefSeq and is a predicted model, not a curated record. The transcript has 6 exons.